AUGACUGCGUUCCCUGGGAACAUUCCAGGACUGUUGACACUCUCUAACGAAAUUUUGCUUGCUGUCUUUAUAUUUUGCAAAAGCACAGAACGAAAGCAUCAGAAUGACAGCAUUUCCAGGCUAAGAUUAACCUGCAAGAGGUUUUGCCUGCUGCACAGCGAUUAUGCUGUUCGUCGCUGCGGCAUUUUAGACUUCAGCCGUCCAGAGAGUGUUGUGCUAUUUCGUCAAGUGCUUGAUAAUCCUCAAAUUGCAGAAGGAGUUCGCGAAGUCAAUGCGCGGUUACACUUUUACCAUCCAUGGAUUGCGGCCAGUCUUCACAAUUUUACCGCAGCCAUUUUAUCUGAAUGGGGUCAACGAACUCGAAUUUUCGAUGCAGUUGACAGUAGAUCAGGCGGGCAAAUGACAUUCGAGAGUCUGAUGCAGCAAUACAUCAGCGACGUACAUGUGCAUAAUGCUAAGUCUGUAGAGCCUUCUACAUCACGCAACACGGCAAACCAGACAGGGUAUCCCAGUGGUAUCCUUGAACAUGCUUAUGGUAAGUACAAAGAAAGAUACGAUUCUCAAAUGCUCUUGCAUGGCGACGGUGUCUUUGCAAUUGGGAUAGCCGAGAUCUUGGAGAGACUGCCGAAUGUUCGGCACGUCAUGAUCCAUGACGGCGUUCUGAAUAACAACUAUGAUCUGGGUCGCAAAUUCGAUCCACUCGACGAACAAGACACCUCAGCCCAAGCCGAUGUUCUAACCCAAGUCUUUUCUCGGCCAAUGUUAUGGGAAGAAGCACGUUGGAUCCAACCAAACGAAUUCAUAUGGCCUGGGGUUCCCACGAGAUUACUCGUGGAUAUUCCUUUAGCCCUCGGAGCUGUAGAUUCACUGCUCAUCGACCAACUCUCCAUCCAUGUAUCAGCUGCGCCGAAUUACGCAGCAAUGCAACUCAGUGGAGAUGAAAGAGAAAAGCUAUCAGGUGCUAUCAAAGAGCUUGAUCUUUUGCAAUUCAGCUUUCAGCCACGGUGCCGUAGCGGCUGUGGCCCAUGGAUCAGAAAUGAAGACGACAACGACACUGUCAGGACAGCGAGUGAGAUGGAAGUUCUGAAUGAGUACUUAGGUGCAAUCUUCAACGCUGGAUGUAUCACUAACGCUGAUAUAAAUCUGGGCGAGUUUUGGUACAGCCUGGGCCUCAAGUCCAUACUCGACGCUCCGAGCUCAGUCGGUAUUGGGUUCACGUGGCCUUCAGUGUCCGGCUUGCACUCCAUUCACCUUGUCGAAAUAACUACCACCACUACAGAACUUGCAGCUUUGGCAGCCACUCUGGGUGUUGGGUCAGAGGUUUCCUUGUUUAUGGUACACAUCAGAGUUGGCUUGUGGCGAGAUGCUCUUCAGACACUGAGAGACGGGCUGCGUGAUCCGCAGUUAGUUUAUAUCACACACCCGAUUGGCGGUGAGAUUCAGAACCUCACCGGUGAUCAAGUCGACUCAAUUUUCAGUUCUCGAUACACGGAAGAUGGUACCAAGGCUGAAUGUUAUGCUAUGGGAAGAAUGUUGGAUAAUCCACUCGAUGCAACCAUAUAG
Molecule: messenger RNA, 1563 nt
Organism: Fusarium subglutinans
Lineage: Eukaryota; Fungi; Ascomycota; Sordariomycetes; Hypocreales; Nectriaceae
Exons: 1
Coding region: 1-1563 (520 amino acids)
Source: RefSeq, a predicted model, not a curated record